Zophobas morio is the source of this 1199-nucleotide messenger RNA. RefSeq names its product terpene synthase-like. The record is from RefSeq and is a predicted model, not a curated record. Lineage: Eukaryota; Metazoa; Arthropoda; Insecta; Coleoptera; Tenebrionidae. The transcript has 7 exons. Bases 1 to 960 code for a protein of 319 amino acids. Gene Ontology annotation, biological process: isoprenoid biosynthetic process. Gene Ontology annotation, molecular function: prenyltransferase activity.
AUGGCAGCAACCAGUACAAUUUCCGCACAAAUAGAUCCUUGCGAGAUGAUUCUAUUACCUACUACACAUAUUACACUACCUGGACCAGAAUAUCGUAACAUAACGAAACGACUUUCUAGUGCUUGUAAUUUUUGGAUUAAGUGUCCCAAAGAUAAAAGGAAAGUCUAUGGUGACAUUGGAGAUAGCCUUUUUAAUAUGGCACUAAUAGCAGAUGAUAUCGAAGACGAAACAAUACUCCGCCGAGGAAUUCCUACCGCUCACAUGAUUUACGGAAUUCCGUUAACUCUACAUGCCACUAUAUACAAGACGACUUUACUAUUUGAAAAGUUAUUAUACCAUUUAAAAGACGAUAAGGAAAUCGUCGUUGAUGGGUUUAUUAAAACAGGUAUUGAAGCCUUCACUGGACAAGGGGUAGAAAUAUACCACAGGGAUAUUAUUGAGUGCCCUACUUUUGAUGAUUACCGAGUAAUAAUUCACGGCAAAUCCGCUGCUAUCUUAAUCUGGGGUGUCCAAUUGCUACAACUAUUUGCCAAGAAGAAAAGAAUUGACUUUAGUGCUGAUUUUUGGGAUAAAAUGGUUCAUUUCAUUCAGAUAUAUAAUGACUAUAUAAAUUUACACAAUCCAAAGUAUGCAACUAUUCGAGUCUACUGUGAUGAUCUUGACGAAGGAAAAUUCAGCUUUCCUAUUAUACAUGCUAUUCAAAGUCAUCCGGAGGAUAAUCGUCUUUUGAAUAUGUUAAAAAGCAGACCUUUGACUAUCGAAAAUAAGAAGAACUUUGUAGAGAUAUUGGAAAGUUUUGGAAGUUUCGAAUUUAGUCGUAACGUGUUAGAAGAUUUGAAAAAAGGGAUACUUGAGGAAGUUAUCAAAAUGAAACUGGAUAAAAAUAUACAACUAGAACGAGUUCUUGAAGAUAUAUUCACCCAUUUAGAAACUGAAAUUUUUGCAGAUGGUUGCGACUAAAUUUGAGCAUAGUCGUUACAUGUCUCGCUAAAGUAAUAGUUUACGAAAGAAAUAUUGAGCUUAUCCUUACUUAAAAAAAUUAUGAAAAAUUCCCAAAUAAUUACCUAUCUCAGUACAGUACACGUAUAUCUUCACUUAGAUUUAGGCUGCCAGUGGUGGUGGUUCUUCUGGGUAUAUUAGUAGUUGGUUCUCUGCAUUUAAACUAGAUAGAAAAUAUGGUUUAGCCAAGAGUUUAUCUG